CUCUUCAAUAGUUAAUCAUCGUAAUCGUCGAUUUUUUGCCAGUCAAGUCAAUAAUGCAAAUAAAGAAAAAUUGAUAAUUUUUGACACAACUUUACGUGAUGGUGAACAGUCACCAGGUGUUACUUUUACUACAGAAGAAAAAAUUGAUAUUGCUAAACAUUUAUCAAGUCUUGGCGUUGAUGUUAUUGAAGCUGGUUUUCCGGUUGCUUCACCAGGAGAUUUUGAAGCAGUUGCUCGGAUAGCAAAAGAAGUUGGUCCAUUAAUGCAAGGUCGAGAGAAUAUCGGAAAACCAGUGACGAUCACUGGACUUGCGCGUGCAAAAGAAAAGGAUAUUAAACGAUCUGUAAAAUAUGCAAAAAGUCUUUGUGAUGAUGUUGAAUUUAGUGCCGAAGAUGGCGGCAGAAGUGAUAAAGAUUUUCUAUGUAAAUUGUUGGGUAAGGUGAUCGAGUCAGGCGCAACUACCUUAAAUAUUCCUGAUACAGUUGGUUAUACUAAUCCUGAAGAAUAUGGCGCUUUAAUUAGAUAUCUGAUUGAAAACACUCCUGGUUCAGAUAAGGCAAUAUGGUCAACACAUUGUCAUAACGAUUUAGGUCUAGCUACUGCUAACACUUUAUCAGGAGUGCUUAAUGGUGCAAGACAGGUUGAAGUAACUAUUAAUGGCAUUGGUGAACGUGCAGGUAAUACUUCACUUGAAGAAAUAGCAAUGAAUAUACGAACACAUCCAGACUUUUAUCCAGUUUAUCAUUCAAUCAACACACAACAAAUUUAUCGUACAUCAAUUUUAGUCUCAUCUCAUUCCGGAAUGUUAGUGCAACCCAAUAAAGCAAUAGUUGGAGCAAAUGCAUUUCUUCACGAAUCUGGAAUCCAUCAAGAUGGUGUUCUCAAAAAUAAGUCAACGUAUGAAAUUAUGAAACCGGAAGAUGUUGGUGUGUCUGACACGAAAUUAGUGUUGGGUAAAUUGUCGGGACGUAAUGCUUUUCGAUCACGUAUCGAUGAAUUAGGAUAUGGUGACAUGAGUGAAGAGCAAGUUAAUAAUGCAUUUGAACAAUUUAAAGUAUUAGCUGAUUCGAAAAAAAAAGUUACAGAAGAUGAUCUUUUUGCUUUGUUGUCAGAUCAAAUUUCCUCAGGAACAGCUCCUGAGUCACAUCGAUUCAAGUUACAAUCUAUUCAGGUGGUUUCAGGAACUGCAGAAAUGGCAACAGCUACAGUCAAAUUGAUAGACACAUUGGCGGGUAAUGGUAAUAAAGAGUUAAUGGAUGCAGCUAUUGGACGAACUGGGCCAAUAAUGGCUGUAUUUGGUGCUAUUCAACGUUUAGUUCAACGAAAAAUUAGAUUGUUAAAUUAUGAAGUUCGUGCAGUAUCAGAAGGUAUAGAUGCUUUGGGAAAAGUAGUAGUUAAAGUAACUGAAGAUGUUGAUUCGUCGGGAUUAGAUGAGACAAAAAAUUUAACAACAAAAACAGCGAUAGAUAGUGUUUUUAAGCCUAAAAAUACAUAUCUAGGUCGUGGAACUGAUGCAGACGUGGUCAUAGCCAGUGCCAAGGCUUACGUGAAUGCUAUUAAUAGAAUGUUUGAGGGAGAACUUGUUUCUGAUAAAAGAAGAAGUCGUUUGGAAGAAAGAAAAGCAAAUCUAUAA
Messenger RNA from Entrophospora sp. SA101, 1633 nucleotides. NCBI's taxonomy places the organism in Eukaryota, Fungi, Glomeromycota, Glomeromycetes, Entrophosporales, Entrophosporaceae. The record is from the annotation of a GenBank genome assembly.